This is a messenger RNA of Notolabrus celidotus (New Zealand spotty), 2557 nucleotides long. RefSeq names its product JAZF zinc finger 1b (gene jazf1b). The record is from RefSeq and is a predicted model, not a curated record. The transcript has 5 exons. The coding region runs from base 179 to 910 and encodes 243 amino acids. NCBI's taxonomy places the organism in Eukaryota, Metazoa, Chordata, Actinopteri, Labriformes, Labridae. Gene Ontology annotation, cellular component: nucleus.
UGUUGCUCCCCAGCUGAUUCGAAACUUGACGCUUCUCUCACCGCACCGCCCCUCUCACCGCACCGCCCCUACCGCUCCAGCUGUUCCCACCGCUGUCCGCCUGCUGUUCCCCUGCUACUCGCUGCUGCUGCUGCUGCUGCCGCCGCCACCAGCUCUCAUUCCCAAUGCAGCAGCGACCAUGACAGGCAUCGCCGCUGCUUCUUUCUUUUCCAACGCUUGCAGGUUUGGGGGCUGCGGACUUCACUUCGACUCUCUGGCCGAGCUCAUCGUGCACAUCGAGGAUAACCACAUCGACACAGACCCUCGUCUUCUAGAGAAGCAGGAGCAGCAGCAACCGACGUACGUCGCCCUCAGCUAUAUCAACAAGUUUAUGACAGACGCUGCACGACGUGAACACGACGCCCUGAAGAAGAAGGUGCAGCCCAAGUUGUCCCUGUCUCUGACAGGCAGUCUGUCUCGCAGCAGUGUUUCCACACCGCCUCGCCACACCAGUGGGAACCUCACCCCUCCAGUCACCCCACCCAUUACCCCUUCCUCCUCGUUUCGCAGCAGCACUCCCACAGGUAGUGAGUGUGAUGAAGAGGAGGUAGACUUUGAGGAGUCUGACAGCGAUGAGUCAUGGACCACAGAGAGCGCCAUCAGCUCUGAGUCUAUCCUCAGCUCCAUGUGCAUGAACGGAGGGGACGAGAAGCCUUUCGCCUGCCCUGUACCAGGCUGUAAAAAGAGAUACAAGAAUGUGAAUGGGAUUAAGUAUCACGCCAAAAACGGCCAUCGAACUCAGAUAAGGGUGCGCAAACCCUUUAAGUGCCGCUGCGGGAAGAGCUACAAAACGUCUCAGGGUCUCCGCCACCACACCAUCAACUUCCACCCACCCAUCUCCACUGACAUCAUCCGGAAGAUGCAGCAGUAGAGACGGAGUGAGCGAACCAGCAUUCUCCUUCAGGAAAACCUCCCGACCAUCUGAACUCCGCCAUCACCAGCAAUGGCUGUUUUCUCAUUUCGACUCCUCUAACCCUGAAACUCUUUCUCUCUUUCUUAUCACACUUUGUGAUGACACUAUUUUGAUGCAUGGUGUAAAUGUAUUAAUAACUCUUAUUUUUUAUUCACAGUGUUGAAUUGUUAUGUAGUUCACAGUUUUGUAUUUUGCACAUUUAAGCUAUCAUGUAUCUUAUUUUGAUUUGUUGCUCACCGAUGAUGAGGCCGUGUUUUCUGCCAGAAAAUGUCCAAAUCAAAGUCACGAGUAGCCUUGCAUGUAAAGCAGGGCGCCCUGCAUUUAAAGGCCGUGUGAAACUGAGGAAUGGAUGUUGAAUGCUGUUUUUUCUUUGGAAGGAGGAUGCUGUUACUUUACCUCUGUCUCAUCUAGUUAUGCGACAGGGGCAAAUGACGAAAAUCUAAAUGUGUACAUGGUGUAACAUAAGAAAAACUAAUGUAUGUUUCAUUCCCUUUCAGAUUGAAACUCACAGCAAUCAGCUGUCAGACCUUUUCUUUCAUAUCUUCAUGUAUUUCUUCUUAUUUCAUCAGUUUAACUGCCUACAGCUGUGUGAGCACCAAAGGAUGAUCUCAGGUGACAUUUGCAAGCAUUUCAGCUCCACAAACCUGCCCCAAGUGUUCUGAUCAUGUUCAGUUUGAUCAUGGGAACUCUCUAUCAUUGUUUCUAAUUUUCCUAGUCACUUUUCAGAAGAUAUAAGAUGUUUCCCUCUUUAUUUUGAAUGAGGGAUUGAAGCACUUUUUGUAACGAGUUGCCAACAAUAUAUAGCAUUUCUUUGCCAAUAUCUUGUUUUUGGUGUUUGUACAGAAACUACCAAAACCAGGCAAAUGGCCUCCAGAGCAGAGGUUUGAAAUGCUCCCAGGGAAGAUGUACACCAAACUUCCAGUGCAGUAUUGUAAUGUUUCUGUAUGUGCAGAUGUUGCCUUCAUUUGUGAAUCAUUCCAGUCAGUACAGGAUUUUGUAUGGCUUCAUUUUGAAUGUUUAGACAAAUUCAGCUCAAAACAGACGUCACAGUCCGGAUUGUUUGCUAGUCAUCGACUGCUUGGUCUGUUCAAACGGAUAGAAAAAAAGGGGGGGACAUUAGCUUUGUAUUUAGCACGUUUUCAUUCUUGCAGUCUUGAUGUUGGUCUUUAAAGAAAAACAUACCCAGCUCUGAUUUUGUGCCAUGAAAUAUUAUGUCAGUUGAAGGUAUGUCAAACAAUGAAUCCCUGAAAAAAAAACGUCUCCUAGGUGACAAAAUGCCACAGGAUCAGGGAUUCAUCAACACUGAGCCAUUAGGUAACAUCCUCACUGCAUGAUGUCGUGUUAAGAAACUGUGGUCCAAUAGAGAGUUGUGACAGUAUUAUACUGCCAGUAUGGAGGAAAGUAUUUGAUAUAGUGUACAGUGAAUGUAUCGUUGUGUUAAGUGCAUUAAAUUAUAUUUUCAUAUGUCUCUGGAGUUAAAAAGUCAAGGUGUGUGUAUAAACGGAAUCAGAGAAAUGAUUGUUGAUGUACUGUAUUUCUUCAAAAAGCUGCUUCAUGUCAACUUUUGUUACAUUGAGAAUAAAAACUCCUCUGAUGUUUGAGAAA